Messenger RNA from Aureobasidium pullulans EXF-150, 1101 nucleotides. RefSeq names its product protein prenylyltransferase. Gene Ontology annotation, biological process: protein farnesylation; protein geranylgeranylation. The transcript has 3 exons. Bases 58 to 990 code for a protein of 310 amino acids. Gene Ontology annotation, cellular component: cytoplasm; CAAX-protein geranylgeranyltransferase complex; protein farnesyltransferase complex. Lineage: Eukaryota; Fungi; Ascomycota; Dothideomycetes; Dothideales; Saccotheciaceae. The record is from RefSeq and is a predicted model, not a curated record. Gene Ontology annotation, molecular function: protein farnesyltransferase activity; CAAX-protein geranylgeranyltransferase activity.
AACUCUUGAUUUCUAGACACUUAUUGCCAACAACUUCUUCUGAACAUCAUAGCAACCAUGGGCAAAUACUCCGACGACACCAACUGGGACGACAUUGUCCCUCUGCCUCAGGAUGACGGCGGCCCAAACCCUCUCGCCGCAAUCGCAUACACGGACGACUACUCGGAAGCAAUGUCCUACCUCCGUGCCAUCAUGGCAAAGAAUGAGAUGAGCGAGAGAGCAUUGACCCUGACCGAGGAUAUUAUCGACAUGAAUGCUGCACACUACACUGUCUGGCUAUACCGCUCCGAGAUCCUCAAAGCCCUGAAUGCAGACCUCUCAAAAGAACUAGAAUGGCUCAACGAAACUGCCCUCGCACACCAAAAGAACUAUCAAAUCUGGCACCACCGUCAACUCGUUGUGGAUCGUCUGGGCUCCAGCAAAGGCGAAGCAGACUUCAUCUCUCAAAUGUUCGAACUGGAUGCAAAGAACUAUCACGUGUGGAGUUACAGACAAUGGCUGGUUCGCAGAUUCGAGCUCUGGGAUGAGGGAGAGUUGGAGGCCACGGAGAAGUUGAUUGAAGAGGAUGUGAGAAACAACUCGGCAUGGAACCAUCGUUUCUUCUUGGUGUCUGGAAGCAAACCGCCAAAGACAGAGGACAAGGAAGUGGUGGAGAGAGAGAUCAAAUUUGCCCAAGAAGCCAUCCGCAAAGCACCGCAGAACCAGUCACCCUGGAACUACCUCCGUGGUAUUGUUUCAGCCGCCAAACUUCCCCUCUCUUCACAAAAGGAGUUCGUCAACGAAUUCGCAUCUGUGGACUCCGAGGACGAAGAUGCUGUUCGCUCAAGUCAUGCACUCGAUCUACUCGCUGAGAUCUAUGCUGGUGAGAAGGAGCAGAACGAGAAGGCUGCCAAGGCAUAUGAUCUGCUGGCUAGCAAGUACGACCCCAUCAGAGCCAAUUACUGGGCUUACCUCAAGGACCAAUUGAACCAAGGUCAAGUGGCCGCUUAGACGUCAGAAACACAGCAUGGCAGAGGCGAAAGGGUGGAACUUUCUUUUUGCAUAGGUAGCGAUUUUGUUCUUUUCAAUUCAUGAUACCCAGCAUGGGCGUUUUGUCUAUUA